Messenger RNA from Manis pentadactyla (Chinese pangolin), 1634 nucleotides. RefSeq names its product SLX9 ribosome biogenesis factor (gene SLX9). The record is from RefSeq and is a predicted model, not a curated record. The transcript is spliced from 6 exons. NCBI's taxonomy places the organism in Eukaryota, Metazoa, Chordata, Mammalia, Pholidota, Manidae. The coding region runs from base 51 to 701 and encodes 216 amino acids. Gene Ontology annotation, biological process: maturation of SSU-rRNA from tricistronic rRNA transcript (SSU-rRNA, 5.8S rRNA, LSU-rRNA). Gene Ontology annotation, cellular component: 90S preribosome; preribosome, small subunit precursor; nucleolus.
CGCCGCGGGUGCCCACGGCUUCCGGUCGGCCGCGGGUGUGCGGAGAGGCCAUGGGGAAAGUGAGGGGGCUACGGGCCCGUGUGCACCAGGCGGCCGUGAGGCCCGUGGGGGAGGCCGCGCGCCGCCCCGCGUCCCCGUCCCGGGAGGCGACCUCUCCGCAGGCCUCUGCCGGCGCAGCCGGGGGAAAGGAGUGGGCCUUCGUGAGCACUGACGUCUUUGCCAGGACCAAGAUAGACCCCAGUGCCUUGGUGCAGAAGCUGGACCUGGACACAAGGAGUGUCACCUCCAUCAGGAGAGGCACCGAGGCGAAGACCAUUUUGCCCAAGAAGGAGAAGCUGAAGCUGAGGCGUGAGAGGUGGCUGCAGAAAAUUGAAGCCAUAAAACUGGCCGAGCAGAAGCGCAAGGCAGAACGGAGGCGGAGGGCCACGGUGGUGGUGGGGGACCUGCAGCCCCUGAGGGAUGCCCUCCCUGAGCUGCCAGAGCCCCAGGCUGGCGGCCAGCAGCCGCACACCCGAGGGGCAAGCAGCAGGCCCCGGCCAGCCGAGUGGAGCCGCAUGAGCGCAGCCCAGAGGCUCCAGCUUCUCGAGGAAGAAAGGACCCGCUUUCAGGAGUUGCUGGCCAGCCCGGCCUACAGAGCCAGCCCCCUGCUGGCCAUCGGGCAGCAGCUGGCCCAGCAGAUGCGGCAGGACUGCCAGCUCUGACCAGCCCGGGUGUGCUGGGCUCGGCGGGCGUGUGCACGGAGGUGCCCAGAGAGUCCUGCUUUUCGCCAUGUCACCUUGAGCCUGGCGGACUGCCCCCCCAUGGUGCUCCUCCCCCCAUUGGGAGGUGGGUGGGGACAAUAAAUCUGCAUGAGCUCAGGCGUGGGUCAUAGCCGCUUCCUUCUGUGUCUCGGCCGUCCCGUGGACUCCCAACCUGCCACUGCCCUUCCCAAGGCUGGCCAGCAUGGGACACUGGCCCUGCUCCCCACAGCAGGAUGGUGGCUAAGCGGGCUGUGAGGGCCCGGGACACCCUGCUACCAGGGGAUGCCGCUCUGUUGGGUUCUGUGGCUGCUUGCUGCCUCGCCUGCUCCAAAGGGCCGGUGGAGGCCCGAGGCCUGCCUGCCUUCUCACCUGGGCCCCCUGCCCUGGCUCCCUGUGGCUUCCAGCCAGGUCCUCUCCCGCUGUCACCGUGUGGUGAGCAGGGCAGGACCCUGGGAGCAGCCGUGUUGUUAGAAGCCCUGGGGUCUCGUGAUUGGAUUGCAGAACUGACUUCAACCCUUGAUCUGAGGAUGUGGAACGUGGAGGGUACUUUCCCAGCCCCCGAGGCCUGGCCUGGGCUCUUCCCAGGAGAGGGAAUCGGGGUUUGUGCCUGGCAGGGACUCAAAGCCUGCGUCCUACAGGGGAGAGGUGGGCAUGUGCCUCCAAAGCCAAGGGCCCCCACAGCAGCUCUGGGCCCAGAAACAGGCUAUGUGACAGGAGCAGUUUGAAGAGCAGUAUUUGUGACACACCCACUUGUGCAAUAAAGUAAGUGCUGGGAGAGAAGGCAGGGUGUGUGGGAGCGCUGCUGGCUGCCUGGGAGGUGGUGCGGGCCGCUCGGUCUUUGUCACACUUUUCUGUAUUGUUUUGCCUAAUAAAUGUGACUGUGCCUUUAUCACG